Pelobates cultripes (western spadefoot toad) is the source of this 459-nucleotide messenger RNA. Lineage: Eukaryota; Metazoa; Chordata; Amphibia; Anura; Pelobatidae. The record is from the annotation of a GenBank genome assembly.
AUGGGGAAGCACUCCCGAAAGUCUCUGGGUCCAAACGGAGGUCAAACUCGAGAUAUCGGCCUCACGCUCUCAGAGCCCUCCAGGCCCAAAAUGGCAGACAUGCUCCCUGACUCACCUCAUGGGAGCAUGUCUUCCAUUUUGGGCCUGACUCACCUCAUGGGAGCAUGUCUGCCAUUUUCAGUCUCAGAGGACAGGGACUUUGAUCCGGAGGAGUUCCUGACUCGGACCCGCGGCGGCAAAGCCUUCUCCCAGAGGCAGCCAGACCCACAGUGGGCCACAAAGACCGACAGCACCACAAUGGUGACAGACCUCAAAGCCUCAGAAAUGAGGAGCCUAAAGACAGACCUGAGCACCCUAACGGGCAGGAUCAAGGCCACAGAGGAGGAGGUCCAAAGCCUCGGACUCAAACAAGCCUCAACCAAUACACACCGGCAAGAGGUAUUAAUCGUGCAGCGCUAA